Messenger RNA from Loxodonta africana (African savanna elephant), 1311 nucleotides. RefSeq names its product thiol methyltransferase 1A (gene TMT1A). NCBI's taxonomy places the organism in Eukaryota, Metazoa, Chordata, Mammalia, Proboscidea, Elephantidae. The coding region runs from base 1 to 735 and encodes 244 amino acids. Gene Ontology annotation, molecular function: S-adenosylmethionine-dependent methyltransferase activity. The record is from RefSeq and is a predicted model, not a curated record. The transcript has 2 exons.
AUGGCGCUUACCGUCCUCAUUCUGCAGCUGGCUAUCUUCAUCCUGGCACUUCCCCUGUACCUACUGAACUUUCUGGGCAUAUGGAGCCGGAUAUGCAAACGAUUAUUGCCCUACUUCUUGAUGAGGUUCAGUGUGAUCUACAAUGAACAGAUGGCAAGCAAGAAGCGGGAGCUAUUCAGCAAUCUUCAGGAGUUUGCGGGCCCUUCCGGGAAACUCUCUCUGCUGGAGUUGGGCUGUGGCACGGGAGCCAACUUCAAGUUCUUUCCUCCUGGAUGCAGGGUGACCUGUGUUGACCCCAACCCCAACUUUGAGAAUUUCUUGAUCAGGAGCAUCGCAGAGCACCCUCACCUGCAAUUAGAGCGCUUCGUGGUGGCUGUUGGGGAGAACAUGCACCAGGUGGCCGAUGGCUCCGUGGAUGUGGUAGUCUGCACCCUGGUCCUGUGCUCCGUGGAGAGCCAGGAGCGGAUGCUCCAAGAGGUGUGCAGAGUGCUGAGGCAGGGAGGAGCUUUUUAUUUCAUGGAGCAUGUGGCAGCUAAGCCUUCGACCUGGACCUACUUCUGGCAACAGGUCCUGGAACCCUUCUGGCUCCUUCUGUUUGAUGGGUGCAACCUGACCAGAGAGAGCUGGAAGACCCUGGAGAGGGCCGGCUUUUCUAAGCUGAAGCUGCAACAUUUGCAGGCCCCGCUGGCCUGGGAUCUGGUGCGCCCCCACAUCUUCGGAUAUGCUGUGAAAUAGUGUGGGCCGGCAGUAGAGAGCACUGUGGCUCAAAUACUCUAAGGCUUCAGUUUUACAUUUAAAAUACUAAUUGGGAGAAGGGAAACGCGUUUUUAGUUCAAGUUUAAUUACAGCCUUAAAAGUUUUCUGUUAUAUUUUGAAUAAGAGCUUCAUAACAGUGGUGUCUGGCAUAUCCAAGGUGGCUGGCCUAGGAGUAGGCCAGACCCCAUUUUGUUUAAAGGCUCCUGCUUGUGCCUUCCUGAGAAGGUAACCAUUCAAAUGUAAAAGAGCAAAUUGUUUUUAAGAUCUUUGUGGUUUUUCCCAUAACUAGUUAACAUAUAACCAGUCUAAAGGGCACACAUAUACCCUUUAAUCCAAUCAUCUUAAAGCCACCACUUGGAGAUGUCCUGCCGCCUACUUCGCUAAUUACUCACCCACCCAUCAGGAUAUUAUAGCCGGAGUUCUUCAUCUAACCCUAUAAUUACAUGUUUGUAACUGCUGUUAGCCAAAAGGUUUGAUUUCAUUUUCAUGAGAUCUGGCACGUCCCUGGCUGGAGCUGUCUUUUUACUUUCAAUAAAUCUCUUGUUUUGAUUUUAA